Magallana angulata is the source of this 2392-nucleotide messenger RNA. RefSeq names its product regulator of nonsense transcripts 3B-like. Gene Ontology annotation, biological process: positive regulation of translation; nuclear-transcribed mRNA catabolic process, nonsense-mediated decay. The transcript is spliced from 12 exons. NCBI's taxonomy places the organism in Eukaryota, Metazoa, Mollusca, Bivalvia, Ostreida, Ostreidae. Bases 62 to 2059 code for a protein of 665 amino acids. The record is from RefSeq and is a predicted model, not a curated record. Gene Ontology annotation, molecular function: mRNA binding. Gene Ontology annotation, cellular component: cytoplasm; nucleolus.
AGCAAGAAGCAGACGUACGUUGUAAACAAGAAGAGAAGAACUGGAAUAAAUUCACAUUAUUAUGACACAAAAUAAACCAAUUAAAGUCGGUAAAGGUGUUGAAAAAAGGAAAGAUGCAGGAGCUUUACCUACGAAGGUUGUGAUGAGAAGGUUACCACCUAGUCUUACCCCGGAGUCUUUAAUUGAACAGAUAUCACCACUGCCCGAACAUGACUUCUUUUAUUUUGUUAAAGCUGACAUGAGUCUUGGAAUCAAUGCAUUCACUAGAGCAUAUAUCAACUUUAUGAAUCCAGCAGAGAUAUUUAACUUCAGAGACAAGUUCGAUGGAUAUGUUUUCAUCGAUGGUAAAGGAAAUGAAUAUCCUGCAAUUGUGGAGUUUGCCCCAUUCCAGAAAGUUCCAAAAAGGAAAACAAAGAAACCUGAUUCUAAGAAAGGAACAUUGGAACAAGACGCAGAUUACCUAAAAUUCAAGGAGAUGUUGGAAUCUCCAGGAAACGAUGAUCCCAAGACAAUAGAUGAGUACCUAGAGGAACUAGAGGCCAAAGAGAAGGAAAUGAAAUCAAACCAUGGCUGUGUAAAAACAUCAACUCCUUUGAUUGAGUAUCUAAAGAAGCGCAGAGAAGAGAAAAGGGCAAAUAUUUUGAAAAUACAGGAAGAACGCAAAAGAAGGGAACAAGAAAAACGAAGACUAAGAGAGGAAGAAAGGAGAAGAAGGAGAGAAAGGGAAAGAGAUAAAGAAAGAGAUAGAGGAAAGGACAAAGACAAGGAUAAGGCAUCUAGCAGUGACUCAUCUGUGAAGCUAUUAAAAAAUCCUGACAGAGAUGAGAAACAAGACAAACCAUCUUCUGCAAGGGGAGAGUCAAAAUCUGUCAGAGAUGAUGACGCCAAGCGAAAAGAGAGGGAAAAGCUUCGUUUCUCAAAAGAAAACAGAGAGAAGAUGAAAAAUGAAAAAUCUAUCGCAAAUCAGGACCGUCCAAAAUCUGGAAGAGGAUUUAACAAGGAAGUAGGAGAAAGCAGAAGAGACAGGCAGGAGUCUGACAGACGCCCAGAUACUGGAAGACGACAGGAGAAAAGUGGAAGGGAGGAGAAGAAGUAUGGAAGAGAUCGUAACUGGGAGAGUGAGAGAGAUAGACAGAAAGAAAAAAGGAAUACAGAGAGAGGAAGCAGUACAAAAAAGGAUGCUGAGAAGAAAUGUUCAGGAAAAGGAGAGGACAUAAGCUCAAAAGACAAGGAACCUGAACCCUCGAAAUCUUCCUCCACAACAAAAGAAACCGGGGACAAAGACAAUGUGCCGGAGAGAAAGAUUUCAGCAGCUAGUCGUGAGGGGGAGGAGGUGGUUGAUUCCACCGAUGACGCGGAGAGUUCCAAGAACUCCUCUAGUAGGCGUGGUAGCCGUGACACAGACAAACAGCUGGCGGGCGUAGACAUUGACUCUAGUGACACCAAGUCAGAAAUUUCCGUAGAUUCUGCUGGAGAGGACGGCAAACUGAAAAGCAGAAAGUUGGAGAAAUCACGCAGCAAAGAUGAUCUUGAUGACAAGAAAAAGAAAAGAAGGGACAGACCUGAGCGUGAAAUAUAUGACCCACGAAAGGCAGCAGAGAGAAGAAGAGCAGCAGGGGAACCCAGGCAAAGAGAUGAAAAGGAGAAACCAAAAAAGUAUAAUUCAGAUGAAAGACAAGGGGAGGAAACUCCACGUGGGGAAUCUCAGGAUUCGCCCAGAGAUUCUGAGGAGAGAGUUGACUCUCGGCCAAGCUCUAGUGAAGGCAGUAGGAGGAGAGACAAAGACAAAAGGGAAAAGGAAACAAGACCCUCUCCAGAAGUCAGUGAAUCCAGAGUGAGUGAACUGGAGGAGGAGAGUAAUGCUAAUAACAAUGCUGCUACAAGUGAGAGCGCCGAGAAAGUGAAGGAGGAGGAAGAUGUUGGAUCGUCAGUGGAUCCGAUCAAUGUCGGGGAGAAUACCGGGGGAGGGGCUGAAGAGCCAGAAAAACAGAAGGCACCAGGGACAGAAACGUCCGUGUCUGAAGAAAACGUGGUGGAAGACGAACUUUCUGUUGAUUAACUGAUUCAUGCUCAUGUGAUUGCAAGAAUUUUCAUGUACAAGUAUAUAAACUGUACAUGUAUAUAUACUUUAAUAAUGAAAAGGGUGUGUGAAAUAUCCAUGAUGCCUAUGUGUUUUGAUACAAGAGUUGCUUGUGAUGUGAAAUAUGUAGUCAGUCGAAUUGUAUUGACUUUAAAGUACAUGUGUUAUGUUUUCAACAAAAAAUGUUAAAACAGAAGGGCAACUACGGUAUUAAUAUUGAAAAAAAUGGGGAAAAAGAUAUUGAUACAUUUGUAAAUGUACAACAUGUACCGGUAUACAGAAUAAUGACUGCAGAAUAAAAAUGGAAUUUUA